AUGGCAAGAAGCAAAUCGAACAAAACCACUGAAAGUGGAGGCAAAAUAGAAAUAACAAAAACAGAGUUGGGAAUAGGAGCAAUCAGGGAGACAGAGACGAGCAGUCAGAGAGUGAGGGAGUUAGAGGAUCACAUUGCAUCACAGAAUGUGGUGAUUCAUUCACUGGUAGAGCAGAUUAAGCAGUUGCAGGGCAGUAAGCAAGUUAGAACUACUCCAAUUUAUUCACACGUGGAUGAAAUAGUCGAUUUACCGGGGAUAUCAAAGAAACUGAAGAAAGAGGAAAGCAAGGAAGAGAAAAUGAGCACAAAUUCAAGCAGCAACACGAAGAAUGAGGAAGCAAAGACACCAGUUCAAAACAAGGCAAAACGAAAGGGAACAAAGGCAGUGGAGGAGGAAGAGAAGAAGCCAACUCAAUUCGAAGAGUUGGGGAUACAGGAUAUCACUAAGGAAUUGACUGAGUGUUUUAGGGAGAAGACAAAGCGAACUGACUUUAAGGACUGUUGUCCAAUAGCAAGUUUCAUUGAAUACGCAGCAACAUCCUACGAGUUUAAGCUGGAAAACAGAAAGACACACACAAUCAAGAAUCCAAUGAGAAUGUACAUCGUAAGCAACUUGGAUGGAAUACUUUAUUACAUUAUGCAGAAUAUCAACAAACUGACACUCAAUGAAAUAUGUUCAACAAUAUUCUACAUAAACUGCGAAAUAGAACCAAAACAGAAGAUGGUGAUAGCCUUGGAUGUCAUAAUGUACCUGAAAGAGAGGAGCAAAAUGGUGUAUAUCAUCAGUGCACUAUACAACAACGUAUUCAACUCAAAAGUAGGAGAGGAAACCAUUUACAAGACAAUAUGCUCAAUAUGCUCAAUAUUACAGCAUCAGUAUUACAUUGAAACUGAGUUGUACAAGAAUACGCCUGUUAUGGCCUAUUUAAACAGCAUCAAGACCAAUUUUGGGGUAUUCAAGGCAUCUGAGAACUUGUACGAUCUGUUGGAUGAGUUAUUGAAAGAUGGACCUGAAAAGAGCGUACUGAAUUUCGAUAAGGGAAGGAUAAACAACAGUUGUGAAAUACGAGGAUGGUGCAUUAGAGCAAUUUGUCACGUCUUGGAUUGGGAUUAUACGCAUAAUACAGUACUUGUUGAGAAGCUUAAGUACAAGGAGAAUCCAUACCACACCCUAAUUGCAAUAUAUCUCGCAAUAGAUGCAUUUGAGAAGUUUGGAUACGAUGCGAGUGUCAGAACACUCACAACUGAGCUGAUAUUCGUCAUGAAUGGUACCAGUGAGAUAGCAUUACUCACAUACAUCUUCAUCAGGGAAAUUAAUACUGAGAAGGCAGAAGAGUACAUGGAGUUCUACAAGAGCAGAAUUGGACUGGAAAAGGUCUACAAACUGCAGAAAAUGUGCAUAUUCUAA
Molecule: messenger RNA, 1407 nt
Organism: Enterospora canceri
Lineage: Eukaryota; Fungi; Microsporidia; Enterocytozoonidae
Source: the annotation of a GenBank genome assembly